Cherax quadricarinatus is the source of this 1367-nucleotide messenger RNA. The record is from RefSeq and is a predicted model, not a curated record. Lineage: Eukaryota; Metazoa; Arthropoda; Malacostraca; Decapoda; Parastacidae.
GUAUGCCAAUGUAUAACCAUGGCAACUACAUUGUACGAUUGGGGCACCUUGUUCGGUGGCUUGCAGAGCAAGCAGAAGAGAUGGGAGUGGAGAUUUAUCCUGGUACUCCUGCAUCAGAAAUUUUAUAUAAUGAUGAUGGAUCAGUUGCUGGUAUUGCUACUUCUGAUGUUGGCAUUUCUAAGGAUGGGGCUCCUAAGGAUUCCUUUGCUCGAGGAAUGGAGCUGCGGGGAAAAUGUACAGUAUUUGCUGAGGGUUGUCAUGGCCACCUGGCCAAGCAACUGUAUUCUAAAUUCAAGCUACGUGAAAACUGUGAGUCUCAAUCGUAUGGAAUUGGGCUUAAAGAAUUAUGGGAAGUGAAACCUGAAAACCACAAGCCAGGAACAAUUGAACACACUGUUGGAUGGCCACUUGACAAGAAUACUUACGGAGGCUCAUUCUUGUAUCACUUAAAUGAAGAGCAACCAUUAAUUGCUCUUGGCUUUGUUAUUGGGUUGGAUUAUACAAACCCAUAUUUACAUCCAUUCAAGGAGUUUCAAAAAUUCAAACAUCACCCAUCUGUUGAGCCUGUACUGCGGGGUGGGACAAGGAUUUCGUAUGGUGCCCGAGCCUUGAAUGAAGGGGGAUUACAGUGUAUUCCCAAACUUUCAUUCCCUGGUGGAUGUUUAAUAGGGUGUUCACCAGGGUUUAUGGUUGUUCCAAAGAUCAAAGGAACACACACUGCAAUGAAGAGUGCUAUGCUUGCUGCUGAAAGCAUAUUUGAAUCUCUUAACAAUGAGGAAAAUGCUGAUGCUGUUUGGGUUGAACCAGUCACAUAUGAGAAGAAAAUAAAAGAUUCUUGGAUGUGGAAAGAGCUUUAUGCUGCUCGCAAUGUGCGUCCAUCUUUUCACAGCCCUCUUGGUGUGUUUGGUGGCCUCCUCUACACUGGCCUCUUCUACAUCUUAGGACGAGGAAAGGAACCUUGGACUUUGAAGCAUGGAGGUAGAGAUGCAGACAGACUUAAGCCAGCAAGUCAGUGCAAACCAAUUGCUUACCCUAAACCCGAUGGAGAAAUUAGUUUUGACCUUUUGAGUUCGGUUGCACUGACUGGCACAAACCACGAACAUGAUCAGCCACCUCAUCUUACUCUUAAGGAUGACUCUGUCCCUGUGGAAAAGAAUUAUGCAGUGUUUAAUGGACCAGAAGGGCAUUUUUGUCCUGCAGGUGUGUAUGAGUAUGUGCCACUGGAAGCUGGUGAUGGUGUGAGACUUCAGAUAAAUGCUCAGAACUGCAUCCAUUGCAAGACAUGUGACAUAAAGUGCCCAUCUCAGAAUAUUAAUUGGGUAGUGCCAGAGGCAGGUGGUGGACCUGCAUAUGAUGGCAUGUGAAGA